CACUCACUCACUCACUUCUUUCAUUGCGUGAUGACAUCAAGUCGUCUCCGAGGCCGGCAGGGACAGCAAAGGCAACGUACGUGACAGUCAGCACAAGAGGAAUCCCGUUGUUCUAGUUGGGCCUCGUUGCCGCAUGCAGGAUGACGCUUCUGGUCCACAUGCUGGCCUGCGCCUUUGGCCUGGGAUCCUGGGUAGCCGUGAACGGCCUGUGGGUGGAGCUGCCACUCAUCGUCAACACCCUCCCCGAAGGAUGGGAGCUUCCCUCCUACCUGACCGUCCUCAUCCAGAUGGCCAACCUGGGACCUUUGCUCAUCACUCUCAUGCACAAAGCCAGCCCGGGCCGCUUGAACGAGCGGGCCGUCAUCUACGCCAUCCUCUCCAUUGGCAUCUUGUCCUGCGGACUGCUGGCCUUCUUCUGGCACCAAACGAGCAUUGUGGCUGGUGCGUCGCACAGCACCGCAUUCUUCAUCAUCACUUUCUUCCUAUCGCUGGUGGAUUGCACCUCCUCUGUCACCUUCCUGCCUUUCAUGAUGCAGCUUCCCGCCAAGUACAUCACCACAUACUUUAUUGGGGAGGGCCUGAGCGGCUUCGUUCCUGGCGUCGUCGCUCUGGCUCAAGGCGUGGGCAUGGCCAAGUGUGUUAACGCUACUCAGGCGACGACAGGAAACCACACAGGUGGAAACAAUUCGUUCCUCCAGACCGAGUAUCUCCCACCCAACUUUUCCACACAGGUGUUCUUCUUCUUCUUAACGGCCAUGAUGUGCAUAAGUCUGGCUGCUUUCAUCGCCCUGAACAGGAUUCGUCUGCCGCCUGACGAAAACCUGAUGGCGGGUUCGAUGACGUCGGUCUGCUCCGGCCUGGACAAUCCUGCAGCGGAUACUGACGGAAAGGAUACAAAAUGUGAAAAUGAGGAGGAGAGCCACACGAGGCCUGCGCCUGCUGAGCUCAAUCACUCCGUAUACCAACUCACCUUCAUCUACUUCCUGGUGGUGUGGGUCAAUGGUGCCACCAAUGGUGUGCUGCCCUCUGUGCAGACGUACUCCUGCAUGCCCUACGGCAACCUGGCCUAUCACCUCUCGGCUGCACUGGCUUCAGUGGCCAACCCGGCAGCUUGCACCAUUGCAAUGUUUUUCCAAAACAGGUCUCUCGUGUUUCUAGGUGCGCUGGCGCUGUUGGGUACAGGCUUUGGCAGCUAUAACAUGGCCAUGGCUGCUAUGAGCCCCUGUCCUUUACUUCAGGGCUCCAUGGCUGGAGAAGUCAUCAUCGUCCUCUCGUGGCUCUUGUUCACUGGAACUCUGUCUUACAUCAAAGUGAUGUUGGGGGUCAUCCUGCGUGACCGCAGCCACAGCGCCCUGGUUUGGUGCGGCGCCGCAGCACAAGCGGGGUCGCUGGUGGGCUCUGUUACCAUGUUCCCGCUUGUCAAUGUCCUCAUGCUCUUCAAGGCCGGGGACUUCUGCAACACCAAAUGUCCACUCUGA
This is a messenger RNA of Phycodurus eques (leafy seadragon), 1478 nucleotides long. RefSeq names its product solute carrier family 52 member 3 (gene slc52a3-1). The coding region runs from base 141 to 1478 and encodes 445 amino acids. NCBI's taxonomy places the organism in Eukaryota, Metazoa, Chordata, Actinopteri, Syngnathiformes, Syngnathidae. The transcript is spliced from 4 exons. Gene Ontology annotation, cellular component: plasma membrane. Gene Ontology annotation, biological process: riboflavin transport. The record is from RefSeq and is a predicted model, not a curated record. Gene Ontology annotation, molecular function: riboflavin transmembrane transporter activity.